AUUAUUUACUGUUGUGUUACCUACAUAAGUUGCCCCUUUAAGCUCCUUAGCUCCCUCGCCAUUGUUUCCUGUCCUCACACUCACAGUUCCUCGGCCUGCUCUGUCAAUUCCCUGUCUCUCUCAUCAUUCCUCUGUCCCCAGCAUGGGAUCGAUCUCCUCAAAAAUCGAGUACCUCGGCCUUCGUUGAGCUUUUCCAUUACUCGGGAGGCCGAAUUGGUUACUUUGAGAGAAAAAUUAAUUCGAGAGCGUCGAAUGUGCGGAGAAGAAGGUGGGGCAUGGAGCUAUCUCCAGCUGUGGCACCAUUGAAUUCCCAAGGAGAAGAGCAUUGGGGGCAUUUCGACAACUCUGUGAGUGCUGUUUCUUUUGGGUUCGUCGCCACGGCCAUUCUCGUUUCGUUGUUUCUUCUUCUGGCUAUCUUCGAGAGGUUUCUUCGGCAAACAUCAGCAGCUGAAUCUGCUGCUCCAGUUCCAACGGAUCUUGAAGACCAAAUGUUGUUUCAUACAAAACUCCUGCUUCCAUCUCCCAAGAUAUCAAAGGAUGAGAGAGGCGUAUUUGUGUUGAUGCCUGGGGAGCGAAUUCCUAGAUUCAUUGCACAUCCUGCUGCCGCACCAUGUCCCCCAGAGCCCAUCACAUUAUUGAAUGACGCUCUCUAAGUAAUUAACAAUUACUCUUCCUUUCUGGACUGGCAUCUCUGGUCUCACAGGUGACCCUUUUAAAGUGUAAUGCCUACUAUAAUGCUGGUAUAAGCAGAAGCAAUGACUCCUUUCUGUCUACUGCAGACUGUAGGCAGUGAGGCACAUAUCAUUUGCUAGUGGGUAAACUGAAGCCUCUGGUCUUAUCAGACCCGUCUGUUAUGGUUCAUCGUUUUGAUCUUCGAUGCACACCUCUUGUGGAUGAAUUCAAUCGCGCAUUGACCCCUUUCUUUUCUUUCCCCUCUACACAAUGGCUGAAGGAACCCUGUUUGUCAGAGUGGAUCAACUUCAUACCAUAACUGUCAUCAUGCAAAAGCAUAUUGUGGAUUACUGUCAAUUGAACUCAAGUUAUAAAUUUCAUUACAUAUUUCGGGGAGGCGGACUUUAGAUAAA
Neltuma alba is the source of this 1085-nucleotide messenger RNA. RefSeq lists its product as uncharacterized. The transcript has 2 exons. Lineage: Eukaryota; Viridiplantae; Streptophyta; Magnoliopsida; Fabales; Fabaceae. The record is from RefSeq and is a predicted model, not a curated record. The coding region runs from base 276 to 653 and encodes 125 amino acids.